Olea europaea var. sylvestris is the source of this 1169-nucleotide messenger RNA. Its product is annotated as extradiol ring-cleavage dioxygenase-like. Gene Ontology annotation, molecular function: zinc ion binding; ferrous iron binding; oxidoreductase activity, acting on single donors with incorporation of molecular oxygen. The coding region runs from base 137 to 958 and encodes 273 amino acids. NCBI's taxonomy places the organism in Eukaryota, Viridiplantae, Streptophyta, Magnoliopsida, Lamiales, Oleaceae. The record is from RefSeq and is a predicted model, not a curated record. The transcript has 3 exons.
GUCUAUAUACAUUAUUUGCUAUUUUAUAUAUGUGUGUGAAAUUCUAGCGAUAUCUUGAUUCUUGACAGGCAGAUUUGUCGAGAAGCGUGUUAGGUGUGAAUUGAAUUGCUAUAUAAAAUCAAUUCUGUUUAGAAUAAUGAUGUCGUCGUUGAAGAUGGGGGCUUUGAAAGAAACUUUUUACAUCUCGCAUGGUUCUCCGACUCUCUCCAUCGAUGAUUCAUUGCCGGCUCGCCCCUUCCUCUUGUCCUUCCGGCAGAAGGUGUAUCCCGAGAAGCCUAAUUGCAUUCUGGUCAUUUCGGCUCACUGGGAGACCUCUGAACCCGCCGUCAAUGUCAUUAAUGGCCCAAAUGAAACCAUCCAUGAUUUCUAUGGCUUCCCCAAGCCCAUGUAUCAACUCAAGUAUCCUGCACCUGGAGCUCCUGAAUUGGCAAAGAAGGUGAAGAUGCUGCUUGAGGAAGCUGGCUUCAAACGAGUGCAUGAGGAUAAAAAGCGUGGUUUGGACCAUGGCGCAUGGGUCCCUCUAAUGCUUAUGUAUCCAGAGGCUGACAUCCCUGUGUGCCAGCUCUCUGUACAGACAAAUAUGGAUGCUAAUCACCAUUAUAAAGUAGGAAGGGCAUUGGCUUCCCUAAAGAAAGAAGGUGUCCUCAUAAUUGGCUCAGGUUCUGCCACUCAUAACCUAAGGACCAUGCAAGGCACCAAUGAUAAUGUUGCUUCAUGGGCUUUAGAGUUUGAUAAUUGGCUCAAAGAAUCUCUUCUUACUGGCAGGUAUGAAGAUGUUAACCACUAUGAAGAGAAGGCACCAUUUGCGAAACUUGCACAUCCACAGCCCGAACAUUUCUAUCCGUUACAUGUAGCAACUGGUGCUGCCGGUGAAAAUGCAAAAGCUGACCUUAUCCACCAUAGCUGGACUAAUUACACACUCUCUUAUGCAUCCUAUAAGUUCACUGAAACAUCAUAAGUGACCUGGUACUCUUGUGUUUCCUGUAUUUAUGUUGCCAUUGAUUUUAAUUGUGAAACAGUGGUUACUGUACUUGAUUGCUGAAAUAAAAAUGUGCCCAUAUGAGCUUAUUUAAUUUCUGGAGAAGAAAGAACCCUAAAGCUCAGAAUGUUGCUGCUAUGCUGAUGCUAAUCUAGAUUUUCUUUAAUUAACAUGGGCAUUUCUUGUUGAA